CGAAUGAGGGGUCACGUGCCACGUCUGCUCAAGAUAACCCAAACUCCCACGUGGGAAAUUUCGAACCACACCCUCUCUCUCUCUCUCUCCGUCUCUAUCUCUCUCCGUAUUAUCCGUAUCAUCCUUUCCUCUGUUUGAAACCACCAGAUCCUCCAAUUUUCCAAACACCAAAAUUAAAAGAAAAUUCAGAUUUUUAUAUAAAUUUCCAGUUUCCAUGUUUCAAAAUUUCACUGAACCCGUCGCAGUCGCAGGGGAAAAAUCAUUACAAUAUUGAACGAAAAUGGAUUCAUUUGCAUUUUCUCUCCAACUGAACCAAACCCUCUCUCUCAAUUAAGUAAUCUAUUUUUCUUACCAUGAUGGCUCUGCUUCAGCUCAUUUCAACUCACAAACCCUCGUUAAAACCCAACACUAACCUUCCUCCUUUAAACCCUUCCUCCAAUUCUUCUACUCUCCAUUACCACAGUCGCCGCCGUAGGCGACAAACCAACUCUAUCAGAUGCUCCGCCUACGAAAAGCAUGACACCAACCAUCCUAAACCAGACGAUGUCGUUGAAUUGCCGCUCUUUCCUCUCCCGCUCGUCCUAUUCCCUGGCGCUAUCUUGCCCCUCCAGAUCUUCGAGUUCCGUUACCGCAUUAUGAUGCACACUCUCCUCCACACUGACCUGCGAUUCGGUGUCAUCUACUCCGACGCUGCCUCCGGCACUGCUGAAGUCGGAUGUGUAGGCGAGAUUGUUAAACACGAGCGCCUCGUCGACGACCGCUUCUUCCUCAUCUGCAAGGGCCAGGAGCGUUUCCGUAUUACCAAUCUUGUCCGCACAAAACCAUAUCUUGUGGCCGAGGUUAGUUGGCUGGAGGACCGGCCAUCUGGGGAUGAGGACGUCGAAACUUUGGCGACGGAAGUGGAGAACUAUAUGAAAGACGUGAUUCGAUUAUCGAAUCGGUUGAACGGGAAGCCCGAAAAGGAAGCUCAGGAUUUGCGAAGGAAUCUGUUUCCGACUCCGUUUUCGUUUUUCGUAGGGAGUACUUUUGAGGGCGCGCCAAGGGAGCAGCAGGCGUUGCUGGAAUUGGUGGAUUCGGCGGCGAGAUUGAAGAGAGAGAAGGAGACUUUGAGAAACACUCUUAACUACUUGACCGCAGCCUCCGCCGUUAAAGAUGUGUUUCCGUCUUCAUGAUAAGAAAAAAAAAAAAAGAAGAUCACACGUGGCAAUUGAAGUUCAGGAAGAGCAAAGAGGAUGCGGAAAAUAUAUUAAUUCAAAGUCAAGGAUAACAUUGUUCUCAAGAUUGAUUUGCCAUGAAAUUGUUUACUUGUUUGUCACAACUCUGUGUUGUCAAGCAAAAUGUGAAACAGGGUUCCAGAAUGAACAAGAUUGGUUAUUACAGAACUCAUUGUGUACGUUGACAAUUUUGCAGUUAUGGUAGGCUUUCUGGUUAUAUCACUCAUCGUACAAGUUAAACAAUAUGCUGUGAUCUUUUUUAAUCUGAUAAAAUCAUCCUUACUUUUCAAUGUUAA
This is a messenger RNA of Hevea brasiliensis (rubber tree), 1510 nucleotides long. RefSeq lists its product as uncharacterized. The coding region runs from base 354 to 1172 and encodes 272 amino acids. The transcript is spliced from 2 exons. The record is from RefSeq and is a predicted model, not a curated record. NCBI's taxonomy places the organism in Eukaryota, Viridiplantae, Streptophyta, Magnoliopsida, Malpighiales, Euphorbiaceae.